GCUGAACGUUUGUAGAAUGCCACAUCAAUUGGAAGGUGUGAAGUUAGAUGUUCAACCAUUCUGGAAACCACCUGAAGAAAAUAUCAUUUCAAAACAGCAAGUCCAUGACUAUUCACUACCUACCAAGUUCCAUCUGAAUUUUUUAAAGAAACAUAGAACUGAUGUUAAUGACAAAUUAAAGACUUUGGCUGAUGUUCUUUGGGAAGAUUCCAAGAUUAAUAAACUGAGAUUUAAAUAUUCUGAAGAAAAUUUUGAAGAAAUUGAACAGUGUUUGAAAGAUUUAUUAAAUUCCAUUACUGUUGAAACUAUUGAUGUUCCAGAUGAUAUGUUUGAAGACAUUGUUGGAACAUUUGACAGUCAAGAUGAGCGGAAGUAUUUUUAUUUUGAUAACCGAUAUCAUAAAGCUCAUAUUCUCGGAUUCGAUAAAAGUAACGUGAUUAAAAUGAAAAAGAGACUUUUGGAUAAUCUUAGAACUAAAUCUGCGGAUGAUUUAACUAUUUAUGAAAGACGUAUUCUAUCUGGUCUCGGAUUCUUUGAGCAGGCAGAAGGACAAUUUGAAGGUCUAAAAGUCACAGUUCAUAGUAACAAAGUUGUUUUUGAAGGCCAGUUUUCCGAAAUAGAUAUUUGUCAAAAGAAAAUGUAUAAAAUUCUUAAGUCAAUUGUUAAAUCUGAAUUGUGUUUGCCUUUAAAUACUGGAAUGAUCAUAAAUAAAAAACCAGUGAAAGAAUAUCUUGAUGAAAAACUGAGAAACAAGAAAUGUAUCGGUUCAUGGGAAACGGGUGAUGGUGAUUCAGUAAUACUUUAUGCAAGUGAUAAAACACAUCUUUCACUUCUGGAAGAAAUCAUGAAAGAAACUUUUGUUGCCAAUACACUGGAUUUUGUAGACAAAAUUAAGGAUACUCCAAAUCAUGGAAAGUGGCUGACAUUUGUUGAAAGUCUAAAAGAAGAGUUUCCAGAUUUCUGUUUUAUUGGAGAAAAUUCUAUUGUUGCUGUUGAUGCUGUAGUUAAUGAUAUAAAAAGCAAAAUUGAUAACUUUAAGCAAGGAAUCGAUGGAUUCAGGGAAAAAAAUAAAUUGAAUAAUGUGUUACACCUGGAAAGAACACAAGAGCAAAUUAGGGGAACGGAAAGAGUUACAAGAAAUUCCAGAAAUGUUGAAUCGUUUAAAUCUCAAGAAACCCAGAAAAGUGAAGAAGGAAAGAAUUUCUUAUGUGAAAUGCAGAAGCAAUCUGAGAGCAUAAUAUCAUUAAAUUCAGAUUUAGGAAGUGAAACAGAUGAAAUAGUUAAUGUUAAGUAUAAGAACUGUGAAAUAGUGUUGAAGGAAGGUGACAUCACGACUCUGGACACAGAUGCUAUUGUUAAUGCUGCAAAUGGCAGACUGGAACACAGGGGUGGGGUUGCAGCAGCCAUUGUGAAGAAAGGUGGGUCUGAAAUUCAAACUGAAUCUAACAAAAUUAUGAAAGAAAGAAGGAGUGAACUGAAAACUGGAGAAGUAGUGUCAACUAAUGCUGGUAAACUCAAAUGCAAGACUAUCAUUCAUGCUGUUGGACCCGUUUGGAAUAAUGGAUGGAAUCAGGAAAUGGAUUACCUUUCAAGAGCUGUUCAAAAUUGUUUGGCAGUUCUUGAAGAAAAGUCUUAUACAUCAAUUGCAAUUCCUGCCAUCAGUACAGGUGUUUAUGGUAUACCCAAAGAAAAGGGAACCGAAUGUAUAGUAUCAACUAUAAAGGAAUAUCUUGAUACUCACUCAAAUUCUAAAAUAAAACAUAUUUGUUUGAUUGAUGAACAGAAGGAAGUAAUCAGAGCUUUUAAGCUUCAUCUAGAAAAGGUGUUUGGAAUCAGUAAAAGCAGAGGAACCACAUCAUUCAACGCAUCCCUUCUUGGUCUACAACAGAAAGCAGCCCCUAUGACACCCAGAACUAAUGUGGCAUCCGGAGAAAAUGCUGGCAUCAAAAUACAACUAUUGAUUGAUUCAAUUUCUAAUGCAUCUGUUGAUGUCAUCGUUAACAGCACCAAUGAAGAACUCCAGCUUGACAGUGGUGCUAUCUCCAAAUAUAUUCUCUUUGCUGCUGGUCCACAGAUACAAGAUGAAUGUAGCCAGAAAUAUCCUCGAGGUAUUUCUACAUCUGAAAUUGCCAUCACUAAAGGAUAUAACCUCAAAUGUAAGAAUGUAUUUCAUCUGGCAUUACCUUCCUGGGAUGAAUAUUCCUCUGAUUCAAUUCUGGCAAACUUGACUCGAAUAAUAACCACUUGUCUGGAAAAUGCUGAGAGAAUGGGAGCAAAAAGCCUGGCAUUUCCUAUAUUAGGGGCUGAAAUGAAAUACCCCAUUGAAAAACUACCCAGAACAAUGUCUGAAGCAGUGAAAAACUACUCAGAUCUGAAUUCAAGCCAGAUCAAAGAUGUUUACUUUGUUGUUUUACCUCAAGAAGACAAAAAAAUAGCAAAGAAAUUUGAAGAAUAUCUCCUAAAUAAAGACGAAAAUGAAGGAAUGAUGGAUAAACAGGAAAAGGAAAGAUUUCAUUCAAAAGACACCACAUCAUCAAACACAUCUCUUCCUGGCUCGCAAAAGGAAACCUCUUCUGUGGAGCCCAGAACUAAUGAGACAUCCGGAGAAAAUGCUGGCAUCAAAAUACAACUAUUGAUUGAUUCAAUUUCUAAUGCAUCUGUUGAUGUCAUCGUUAACAGCAGCAAUAAAAACCUCCGGCUUAGUGAUGGUUCUAUCUCCAAAUCUAUUUUCAAUGCUGCUGGUUCACAGAUACAAGAUGAAUGUAACCAGAAAUAUCCUCGAGGUAUUUCUACAUCUGAAAUUGCCAUCACUAAAGGGUAUAACCUCAAAUGUAAGAAUGUAUUUCAUCUGGCAUUACCUUCCUGGGAUGAAUAUUCCUCUGAUUCAAUUCUGGCAAACUUGACUCAAAUAAUAACCAUUUGUCUAGAAAAUGCUGAGGAAUUGGGAGCAAAAAGUCUUGCAUUUCCUAUAUUAGGAGCUGGGGUAUUGAAGUACCCUGUUGAAGAACUACCCAGAACUAUGUAUGAAGCAGUGAAAAGCUACUCAAAUCUAAAUUCAAGCCGGAUCAAAAACGUUUGCUUUGUGGUUUAUCCUCAAGAUACAGUAGUAGUAAAGAAAUUUGAAGAAUAUUUCCAAGGAAACACAACAGGUAGUUCAACUGCAUCAUCAGCUGCACCCAAGUCUGAAUCAACGUGGCGUCAGUGGCUUUUUGGAAAGAAAACAGAACCAAUCCCAGAUACAUGGUCAUCAAUGGGAGACAAGGAAUUAAUUAAAAUUGUUCGAGUCACAAAUGGACCAGAAUAUGAUGACAUCCAGGCCACUUUCCAUCGGAAUUUGCUUUCCUAUCAUAUAAUCAAAAUUGAGAGAAUUCAAAAUAGAGCAUUAUACCAGAGAUACCAAUCAUUGAAAAAACAAUUUGAGGCAGAAAAUCCAAAGAUUACAAAUGAAGUUGAUGGCCUUUGGCAUGGUACUGCUGAAGGAUCUGUUGAUAGAAUAAAUAAAUAUGGUUUCAACCGUAGCUAUUGUGGUAAAAAUGGCACACGUGGUGAAGGUGUUUAUUUUUCCAAAAAGAUCCGAUAUUCUGCAGAUGAUAACUAUUCUCCUCCUGACCAUCACAAAAUAAAGACAAUAUACAAAUGCAGUGUUCUUGUGGGAAGAAUGACGCAAGGACGCCAGGGAUUAAAGGUUUUACAGGAUCCUUACAAUUCUGCUGUUGAUGAUAUUCAAAGACCCGAUAUUUAUGUUACUUUUGAUGACUCUCAAGCAUAUCCUAAUUAUUUGAUUACAUUCUCUAAGGCUUUAGUAACACUUUGAGUUGAGAUUUGUAAUUCUAAAAGUAUUCAAAUGUUUAACACUAAAACUUCAAUUUUGUAACACUUAAAACUAUUUGAAUUUUUAAAACUAAUGCUGUUCAAAUUUGCAACUGUAAAAUUAUUCAGAUUUGUAACGUUAAAACUAUUAAAACUUGUAUCACUACCACUAUUCAAAUUUGUAACACUAAAAUUAUUCAAAUUUGUCACAGUGAAACUAUUCAAAUUUGUAACAGUAAAAUUAUUCAAAUUUGUAACAGUGAAACUAUUCAAAUUUGUAACAGUAAAAUUAUUCAAUUUUGUAACAGUGAAACUAUUCAAAUUUGUAACAGUAAAAUUAUUCAAAUUUGUAACAGUGAAACUAUUCAAAUUUGUAACAGUAAAAUUAUUCAGAUUUUUGACACUAAAACAAUUGAAUAUAUUUUAACAUUUUCUUUUUUGUUACAUUAGAUGUAAUUAUUGCUUAAAAUAAAAUGAAGGCUGCAGGUUCAAAUCCAGUCAAAGUUUAUUAUUUUGUAUUAUAUUU
Messenger RNA from Octopus sinensis (East Asian common octopus), 4336 nucleotides. RefSeq names its product protein mono-ADP-ribosyltransferase PARP14-like. Gene Ontology annotation, cellular component: cytoplasm; nucleus. The record is from RefSeq and is a predicted model, not a curated record. Gene Ontology annotation, biological process: negative regulation of gene expression. Gene Ontology annotation, molecular function: NAD+ poly-ADP-ribosyltransferase activity; transcription corepressor activity. The transcript has 15 exons. Bases 17 to 3814 code for a protein of 1265 amino acids. NCBI's taxonomy places the organism in Eukaryota, Metazoa, Mollusca, Cephalopoda, Octopoda, Octopodidae.